GGAUGAAGCACUGGAAUUCGUGAAAAAGUCUGAACUUGUUAUCAGGAGGUUGCUAGAGGUGCUAAUGAAAAGACUGAAUGUGAAGGAGAUCGAUAAAACUAAAGAAUUGCUUUUAAUGGGCUCAAAGAGGAUUAACCUUAACUACUAUCCUAAAUGUCCUAAUCCUAAUCUCACAGUUGGAGUGGGGCGUCACUCCGAUGUCUCAGCAUUGACUCUCCUCCUACAAGAUGAUAUCGGUGGACUUUAUGUUCGGAAAAUGGAUGGUAAUAGUUGGAUCCAUGUUCCUCCAAUCAGUGAAUCUCUUGUCAUAAACGUUGGUGAUGCGCUUCAGAUCAUGAGCAAUGGUCGAUAUAAAAGCAUCGAGCAUCGUGUGACUGCCAACGGAAGCAAGAACAGGGUUUCAGUUCCAAUUUUCGUGAACCCCAGACCUUUUGAUGUUAUCGGUCCACUGUUAGAAGUGCUGGAGAAUGGAGAGAAACCAAUGUACAAGCAAGUUCUUUACUCGGAUUAUGUCAAGCAUUUCUUCAAGAAAGCCCAUGAUGGAAAAGACACGCUAGAAUUUGCAAAGAUAUGA
Molecule: messenger RNA, 574 nt
Organism: Ilex paraguariensis (yerba mate)
Lineage: Eukaryota; Viridiplantae; Streptophyta; Magnoliopsida; Aquifoliales; Aquifoliaceae
Source: the annotation of a GenBank genome assembly